GCAACGUUCGACGUCCAAAUAUGGAGUUGGGCAGUCCCGAGCCGCCGUCCCACUCGAUCGCGUUCGCAGCCUCCGUCGAGAUCCGCGUCCGUAAUUUCGACCGUUUUUCCGUCAAACAAGCGAAAUUUGAGAGUAUAUUCGGGAAACGUACGCGUUCGAACCCGACACGCGUCCGUCGUCGCGUCAGAGCGCGGGUGGGGGAGGGAGGCGGUCGAGCGCGCACGCGCGCGCCCCUAGUGCCAACAUUGGCCGUGGGGGAGCGCUGGGCGGGAGCGCGCGGCUCGUCAGUCUUCGACCGUGCGGUGUCGUCGUCAGCUGUUUGCGUGCGUGCGCUUCGUCACGCAGUUUUUGUCCGCGCCGCGCUUCCCGUACCGUCGAUCAAGCUGUGGUGCGAAAUGGAACCGCCUGGCGGGAGAGAUUCCCGAUUUAACUUGGGCUACAGCAUGAACCUGCUGAGUGGCGAGACGCCGCCCGAGAUCUACGGCGGCGGUUUGGGCAGGCCGUCGACGAGCCUGCAAUUGUCGCCGCGGCACACGAUGGCCCACGAGCGCGGUCUGCAGCAGCAGCAGAACGUCGGCCUCGACGCGUGCGGGGUGAACGACAUCAACGAUGAUACGUACGGCGCGUUGCAGGCGAAAAAGUCGCCGCCCGGCAACGGGAAAAAGACCAAGGGUCGUGUCAAAAUUAAGAUGGAAUACAUCGAGAACAAGCUGCGCAGAUACACGACGUUUUCCAAGCGGAAAACGGGGAUCAUGAAGAAGGCCUACGAGUUGUCGACGCUGACCGGCACCCAGGUGAUGCUGCUGGUGGCGUCGGAAACGGGCCACGUGUACACGUUCGCUACGCGGAAACUCCAGCCGAUGAUCACGUCGGAGGCGGGCAAAGCCCUGAUCCAGACGUGUCUGAACUCGCCCGAUCCGCCAGCCGGAUCUGCCGGCGGCGACCAAAGAAUGUCCGCGACCGGCUUCGAGGAGACGGAGCUCACCUACAACACGUCCGACGACGAUUACAAAGACCUGGACGACGUUCAGACGACCAGCGACGACGAAGAGAUGCCGGACGAAGAGCCGGAAGAGGCUGAAAGCGCCCCCGAUAAACGCGAACCUAGUCGAACGAGGGCGGAAGCUCCCGAACCGAUAAUCGAUCAGAUCAAGCAAAUUAACGACGCGAUCGUCGAGCAUAAUAGGUCGACCGCCCCCGUAGCGCCGCCCCGCGCCCCCGAGGCCGCCACGGAGGCGCAGGUUAACCUAAAAUCGGUCCCGUUGCUCGUGCAGACGCCCAACGGUUUGGGCUUCGCCGCCGUAUCCGAAGACAUGAUCCUCGGUAUGGUUCAGGACGCGGUCCAGCCCAAACUCGUGGCGAUACCGUUGAGUAGCGUCGCCAAAUAUCGAUUAUGAAAUAUCGGGAGCGUCGACCUCGGUAAAAUGACAUUUGCUGGGAAACGCUAAUUGACGGUUAGUGCCGUGAGAUGCGGGUCGCGAGAGAGACGCGCAAUCGACUCCGCGCAUUGUUUUCUUCCAGAUAUUUUCUUUGGGACGCAGGGUUUUAGGGGGGUUCACAUUCGGCGUACGUUCACAUUCCUGUAAACAAAUUUUCCCUCUUACUUUUUUUAUAUUUCGGACACACGUUAUUGACUUCAUUAAGCAUGUCUUUAUUCUGCUCUAUGCCGAUGACAUAGACACUGUUCUAGUCUCCUUCUUCUUCUUCUUCUUCUUCUUCUUCUUCUCUUUUCCGUUACCAAAAUCCAACAGUGCACGGGUAAAAUAAAUAUAUACUUUUCGCACGGUGCGUAUGAUUUGUCAGUCUAGAUCUAGCUAGAUGGAAGCUAAAAAUCUAUUGAAAUGUAAAUUUAAUGAAUUCACUUGAAUAAAUUAGUGGUUAAUAUCUGAAAAACCAACCAUCCUCCCGAGAGUUAGUCAUCGCACAUACUUUCUAUUCUUCUUAUCCUCCAUUCUCUAUAACUAAAGCCCAACAGUGCACAGGUCCUGAUAAAUCUAAACUUAUCGCCUGGGGAGUAUUAAUGUCUUAAGCGACACGUUGCUGGUGGUUCGCCAACCUACCUUACACUUGAGUACAUUCCGAUAAUCUAUCGAGAUCUUCCUGAAGUGCUAGACACUACUUGAGAACGGUUUCAGAUCGUCAGCAAAAAGAAGUAAAAGAAAUGCUGAUAGAAAAACAGUAGGGGUCCUAGGGCAUGGAACGUCCGAUGAGACUAAGAUUUUGGAAUAUGCAAAAUGAUUUAGAUGAUGUGAUAACUUUAUAUCCUUUUUUCUUGGAGAAGUCUAAGUGUGUCUAAACUUUCUGGUCAACUUACUUAGAAUCGGCACUCAUAUACUCGCAAGGCAGUAUUUCUAUCGAAAAUAAAUACUGGUGGACACCAUCGACAUUAAAUACGAAAUACAUAGAUUGUGCAGGUGAUACGUCCGAUUGUGGCAAAAUUUUAGUCAGAACACUCUAAAACACAUUUUCGCUAACGUCCUUAUAGCAUAUAAAGAAAUUUGCUUUUAGGCUGGUCUUGACUUCGUUCGAUGCUUACAAAUCUUUUGGAUUCCUAGAUUUAACAUCUGUGUACUUCCCCGAAAUCGUCAAUAGUUUCGGAGAUAAAAAUCGAAUAAGUGUCUCUUUUUAGAAUCAGUAUACCAUUUUUGUGUCCUUUCUUGCAUAACUCCUCAGCCUAGUGGACUACCAAAUCUGCCAAAUAUGUAACAUGUUAUAGGAACGUUAUAUGGCGAAUGUAGACUCUCCUUUGCAUUUGCAUUUUCGUGAUAGCUUGCUAUAAAUGUGAUAUUAUAUAGAUUUAUACAAUUAGUAGGUAGGAGCUUUGUUUGGUUAUUAUCAUUCGUGGUGGUUAAGUAUUCGAGUAACUUUUCCUUUCAAACACGAUGUGGGGCGUCGACAUUUUUUUAUAUAGGAAUUUAUGUAAGAUAAUAAGAAAAAAUAAUAAAAUUUAUUGUUGCAUAUUCUGAAGAAAUUUUGUUAAUAAAUUAUUUUACAGCAAAGAGUGCAACCUCUACCAUUUUAAACAAGUAGGUGAAAAAAAGUACGUUUUUCGUAUUAAAUACAAAAUAUAUUUUAUUUUUAUACUUUCAACUCUGCAUUUUCGACGGAAGCUUGUAGAAAAUGCGGAGGUUUAAUUUUAUUAGACGAAACCCCUGUUGCAUUACAUACUCGUUUGUAAUAAUGACUUUUGUGCCUUACAUACUUAACCUUAUUUUUCAAUAAAGAAAUGU
Messenger RNA from Cylas formicarius (sweet potato weevil), 3230 nucleotides. It is a transcript of the gene bs, whose product is annotated as serum response factor homolog. Bases 21 to 1397 code for a protein of 458 amino acids. The transcript has 3 exons. The record is from RefSeq and is a predicted model, not a curated record. Lineage: Eukaryota; Metazoa; Arthropoda; Insecta; Coleoptera; Brentidae. Gene Ontology annotation, molecular function: protein dimerization activity; RNA polymerase II cis-regulatory region sequence-specific DNA binding; DNA-binding transcription factor activity, RNA polymerase II-specific. Gene Ontology annotation, biological process: positive regulation of transcription by RNA polymerase II.